GAUUGUUUGCUGCUCUAGUCAUGAUUUUUCUGGUUUAAGCUUAUUUUGUGCGUUUAAUGUGUUUGUUUUUAUGUCAACAUGAACUUUGCCUUAUGCCGAGACCUUUUUAUUUUUUAUUUUUUAUGUUUGAUUGAUUUUCAGGUGGAACCCUUUGGCACAUCAAGCUAAUAGAUAGUUGUUUAUAUAAAGUAAAAAUCAAAUAAUUCCACAUUCAAAUAGAACAUAGAAAGCACCAAUAUGUUGUGUGCUUGUUCGGGAGAGCAAUUUAAGGUAGAAGAGCCCAUUUCUCGUUCACCAGAGUCAUUGGCUACGAGGGAUUUCUCAGCCAGUGGUAUUUCUUCUCGAACCGGCACUGGAGAUUGGGAUUCGAAAUUCGAAGAUGCCCAGGUGGAUGAAGCUGAAUCUACUCUUAAAGAAGCCCUCUCUUUGAACUAUGAGGAAGCCAGAGCUUUGUUGGGUAGACUUGAGUACCAGAGGGGCAAUUUUGAUGCAGCCCUUCAAGUUUUUUAUGGCAUCGACAUCAAAAGUUUGUCACCGAGGAUGAUUAAGGCGAUCAGUGACAGAGCCAUAGAACGGAAUUCAAAGUCCAAAAGGGAAAAUGCCGUGGUUGGUGUGAUGUCUCUGCAUUCGGUGAGCCUGCUUCUUGAAGCAAUAUUGCUUAAAGCAAAAUCACUGCAGGAGAUGGGCAGAUUUAAAGAAGCUGCAAAGGAGUGCAAGAUGAUUUUGGACAUAGUUGAAUCGGCAUUGCCUAAUGGAAUUCCUGAGUGCAUUGCUGAAGACUGCAAAUUGCAGGAAAUGUUUCACAAAGCAUUAGAAUUGCUUCCCAAGUUGUGGAUAGAAGCUGGGCUUUUGAAUGAAGCUAUUAUUGCAUACAGGAGGGCUCUAGUCAAGCCUUGGAAUUUGGACCCACAAAGGUUAUCUAGCUUACAAAAGGACUUGGCUGCCAUACUACUCUAUGGGGGUGUUGAAGCAAGCCUUCCUCAGGCCAAACCAUGGGACCCACCUUAUCCUAAAAGCAACACUGAAGAAGCACUUCUUUUGCUGUUUAUACUCAUGGGAAAGGUAUCAUGUGGCGAAAUAAAAUGGGAUCCUGAAAUUAUAAGCCAUUUAACUUUUGCAUUGUCAACGUGUGGCCAAUUCGAGUGCUUGGCUGUUCAUGUGGAGCAGCUUCUUCCUGGUGUGUAUAAACGAACUGAGAGGUGGUUUUUCCUCGCUCUUUGUUACGGUGCUGCUGGUCAAGUUGAAUCUGCGUUGAAUAUCCUAAAGAAAAUUUCAGGGUCUUCUGAAGCAGAACAGAGACCCCAUCUCCCUUCUCUUCUUUUGGGGGCAAAAUUAUGUUCCCAAGAUCCUAAUCAUGCUCAUGAAGGGAUAAACUUUGCCCGUAAAGCAAUUGAAUUGGGUGAUCAUGAAAACCGGCAUUUCCUAAGUAUUGCUCAUAAGUUUCUUGGAGUUUGUUACGGAAAUGCAGCAAGAGUGUCCUUGUCAGAUUCGGGAAGAGUGUUUUACCAUGGAGAAUCUAUCAACUCCCUCAAUAAAGCUGCUUCAAUCGGACUUGAUGAUGAUCCUGAAGUUAUUUUCAAUCUGGGAUUGGAAAAUGCGUUGCAAAGAAAUCUGGAUGCGGCAUUUGGUCAGAUGAUGGUUUAUUCUGAUAUGCUAGCUGGGAGCUCAGCAAAGGGUUUCAAGUUAUUAGCUCUUGUAGUCUCCGCUGAGCAAAGAUUUGAAGAUGCCGAGACCAUCGUUGACAUUGCUUUGGAUGAAACAGGAAGAAUUGACCAAUUGGAACUCCUUAGGUUGAAAGCAGUGCUUCAGAUUGCUCAGGAACAGCCCAAACAAGCAAUAGAAACCUACAGGAUUUUACUAGCCCUGAUUCAGGCACAUGGCGAAAUUCAAAAAGAAAACUUGGAUUCUGAGGCAACAGAGAGAAAACUGGAAAUGGAAACAUGGCUAGAUUUAGCAAAUAUUUAUACCAAACUUGGAUCUUUAUCUGAUUCUGAAGUUUGUGUUAACAAAGCCAAGUCAAAGGAAUUCUACUAUCCUCGUGCUUGGCAUUCGACAGGUUUGUUGUUUGAAGGUCAAUCAUUAUACAAAGAAGCACUUGUUGCUUUCUCGAUUUCACUGUCUAUAGAACCGGAUUAUGUCCCAGGUAUCAUUUCAACGGCAGAAACAUUAAUGAAAAUGGGUUCACUCCCAAUUGCAAGAAGCUUCUUGAUGAACACAUUGCGGUUAGAACCCACGAACCAUGAUGCAUGGUUUAACCUGGGUUUGAUCUGCAAGAAGGAAGGUCUAAUGCAGCAAGCUGCAGAGUUUUUCCAAGCUGCACAUGAGCUCAAGUUAUCAGCUCCAGUUCAGAGCUUUGUGUAGAUUAGAAUCUAGCAAACUGGUUGUUUAGUUGGAUCUGUGAAUAAUCAGAAAAAUAUGUACAUCCAUUGAUGAGGCAAGAAAUGGCAGGUGCCUGUUUGAUAGAUCAUCCAAGGGGCUGUUGACACU
Messenger RNA from Cynara cardunculus var. scolymus (artichoke), 2487 nucleotides. Its product is annotated as protein NPGR1. The record is from RefSeq and is a predicted model, not a curated record. The transcript is spliced from 5 exons. Bases 238 to 2361 code for a protein of 707 amino acids. NCBI's taxonomy places the organism in Eukaryota, Viridiplantae, Streptophyta, Magnoliopsida, Asterales, Asteraceae. Gene Ontology annotation, molecular function: protein binding.